UUGCCAUCCAGCUCCGUCGACAGGCAGCCAGCCGCUCACCGUCCUGCUGCUGCGCGGAGUCCCGUGUUUUCGCUCUGAGCCCCGGCGUCGUUUUCACCGCGUCUGCGAGGAUCUCCGAGGGACCGGCUUCCUAGUUCGGUCGUGUCUCUUAUUUAGGGGGGGACAUUUGGCUUUGACUUUGCGAGAUUUUGUUCUCCAAUUGCCCUUCAAGACAUAUGGAGAAAAUGGCCAGACCUCUUCCUAUAAACGCAACUUUCCUGCCGCCGACUCACGGCGUGCUGAAAUCCCUGCUGGAAAACCCGCUAAAGCUGCCUUUCCAUCACGAUGAAGGAUUUGGGAAGGACCAGGAGAAAGAGAAGAAGCUGGACGAUGAGAGCAGCACAGCCAACCACCCGCAGUCGGCCUUCCUCGGCCCGACCCUGUGGGACAAGACGCUGCCGUACGAUGGGGACAACUUCCAGCUGGAGUACAUGGACCUGGAGGAGUUCCUGUCGGAGAACGGCAUCCCCGCCAACACAGCCCAGGGCGAGCAGGCCCUGCAGGCAGCACGGAACGCUCGGGCAUCUCCGCCUGCACCCCCCGCCACACUUUCACCCAGCGUGGUGGACCUCAGCAGCCGUGCCACCACCUCGGUUCACACCACCAUGGCACCUCAGACCUGCCUCCACAGCCCCGGCUCAGCAGCCCGGGACACCUCCAGCCCCAUCGACCCAGACUCCAUCCAGGUGCCCAUCUCCUACGAGCCGGACCCCCAGGACCUGGCUCUGUCCAGCGUGCCCGGACAGGAGAUGUUCGACCCCAGGAAACGCAAAUUCUCCGCUGAGGAGCUGAAGCCGCAGCCCAUGAUCAAAAAAGCCCGUAAGGUGUUCAUCCCAGAAGACCUGAAGGACGACAGGUACUGGAUGCGGCGCAGAAAGAACAACGUGGCCGCCAAGAGGUCCCGGGACGCGCGGCGGCUGAAGGAGAACCAGAUCGCCAUCCGGGCCAGCUUCCUGGAGAAGGAGAACGGUGCGCUGCGCUGCGAGGUGGCUGAGGUCAGGAAGGAGCUGGGCCGCUGCAAGAACAUUGUGGCGAAAUACGAGGCCCGACACGGGCCCCUGUGAGGCCCCCAAAAAAAACCUAAACACCCAUCCCACACCCACUCAUCUCCCACGACCUGCCUUCCCUCAAGUUUAAAGGACAAUGUGUCUCUUUUGGUGGCACUGCCCCCCCCCCCCCCCCCCCCUCCUCCUCCUCCCACAAACCUCCCCCAUUUCCCAUCACACACCUGUAUGAUUCUGGUAUUAUAACUGACUUCUAUCAUAAGCUUUGAUCCUUCUUUUAGUUUCCGUACACAUUGUUCCACUUAAUAUAUAGAAACAUAUAUUUACACACACAUACUUCCUGUUUUAUGUACUGAGCUAUGAGCCAACCCACCAGCUGAGUCCCCCUGCUACCUUUUUGAGAGUCGAUGCCAUGCUGUUUGUCGUUCACUUUCAUACCAAUUUUAUACGUGAGGUAGAGACUGAAAACUGUUCUCUCUCCCUUCUGCUUCUUCUUCUGUGGUAUAACAUGUGGCGUGUCCGAGAGCCUGCUCAGACCCCACAAAAUCUUGAGUUUUUUAUUAUAUUUUCUUCCCAUCAUCUUAUACUGUUUUCAUGCUGAUCAUGUCGUUGUUCAGUUGUCCCUCGCAGCUUCUCUAACAGCUCGAUAUUAUUAACGUUCAGAAAGCACUUCCCAAAAAGAUUCCCUGUGCAUUCGUGGCGUAGAUUUUCUUUUCUUCUUUAUCCUGACACUGAGCAAUAAUUCCUCUCCAGAAGUAAACUGACAUGACUACCUAACAUGCUCCUCACCCUCCCCCCCUGUACACUAAUACGUGUCUCACAAUCUGAUCCGGUUAUCUCAAAAUAAAUUCCUCCACUUCAUAUUUA
This is a messenger RNA of Trematomus bernacchii (emerald rockcod), 1910 nucleotides long. It is a transcript of the gene hlfa, whose product is annotated as HLF transcription factor, PAR bZIP family member a. The record is from RefSeq and is a predicted model, not a curated record. Bases 216 to 1103 code for a protein of 295 amino acids. The transcript is spliced from 4 exons. Gene Ontology annotation, cellular component: nucleus. Gene Ontology annotation, biological process: regulation of transcription by RNA polymerase II. Gene Ontology annotation, molecular function: RNA polymerase II cis-regulatory region sequence-specific DNA binding; DNA-binding transcription factor activity, RNA polymerase II-specific. NCBI's taxonomy places the organism in Eukaryota, Metazoa, Chordata, Actinopteri, Perciformes, Nototheniidae.